Galendromus occidentalis (western predatory mite) is the source of this 4641-nucleotide messenger RNA. RefSeq names its product histone acetyltransferase KAT6B. Gene Ontology annotation, biological process: regulation of transcription by RNA polymerase II. Gene Ontology annotation, cellular component: chromatin; nucleus; MOZ/MORF histone acetyltransferase complex. The coding region runs from base 1 to 4641 and encodes 1546 amino acids. The transcript is spliced from 27 exons. Gene Ontology annotation, molecular function: histone H3 acetyltransferase activity; DNA binding; transcription coregulator activity. The record is from RefSeq and is a predicted model, not a curated record. Lineage: Eukaryota; Metazoa; Arthropoda; Arachnida; Mesostigmata; Phytoseiidae.
AUGGGGGGCGUUGAUAUGUACAAUUUGGUGACUUCAGCCAUCCGAAAAAUAAAGGGCCACAAGCAGAGACCUUCGGAGGAUCGGAUCAGCCACAUUCUCGAGACUCUCCAUGGAGUUUCGCGAGCUGAGACGUUGGGAUUUCUCGAGAAGGCCACUGCCGAUGGGACUCUUCUAAGGGUUGAGGGACCAAAUGGCUGGUGCUACCGCGUCCAAGACGAUACAUUAGGGCCCGUGAAGAGGAAACCGGCGAGCUCAAAACUCAAUGCGAAAAUCAAAAGUGGGCAUGCCAAGAAAGAAGCGGACGAUGACAACGCCAUCAUCCAUAGAUCAACCAACUUGCUAAACGUCGUUGAACAGGUCUUGUUGUCCCUCGGCGAAUCGGCUUCGAUUGUGGGACUGCAAAAGUUUAUCAAACGACAGUAUACAUUGGUUGAAAUCAGUAGUAACCAGUUGCUUAAUCGGCUACGUCUGGCCGCGAAGAAAGGAGUGAUCAAGAAGCGUCUCGUGAGGUACAAUGACCAAACAUAUGGUUUACCAACGAUUCAUCAAGAGUCGCAGAAUCCGGCAUCACCUCUGAAGGCGAUCGCUCCUUUUGGAUCGCCGACGGCACCACCGAAAACUUUCUCCUCCGGGAAGAUUGAAUCGGCCGAUGGAGAGGCCGAUUGUGCUGUCUGUGGCCAAACGGAUCGCCGCGCUCAAAUGUGCGUGUGUUCCAAGUGCUCGUUCGCCGGUCACGGAGCGUGUUUGAAGCUUGGCGAGAUUGCUCAGAAAACGGUGGCGGGACGCCGCUGGGAAUGCUCGCAAUGCAAGCGUUGCCUCAAAUGCAAUCAGCUCGGAUCCGAACAGGCCUCGGAGCUACUAUACUGUCACAGUUGUGACUCGAUGUGUCAUAUACACUGCUUGGGUUCCGCUUCACCUUCGAAGAAGCACCCUCGCGUCGCCUGGAGAUGUAAUAAGUGUUCAGCCACCAGCGCCAAGAAGAAAGCCCGCUCGAUCGUCAACUCGUUGGCCAAGAAAAUCAAACAGAAGAAUGCUCGCAACCAAUUCGCGGGAGGCAACGCGCGCAAGGUUUCCAAAUUAAACGCCAGAUCGAAGGUUCCGAUGAAGAACACGACUGUUCGCACAUCGAUCAAGAAGAAGAAGAAAGAACAUCGAUCUAAGGCGGAGGUUCAACGGCCAAAGAUCUCUCUCAAACUCACUGUGGAACUUAAUGACGGCCUAUCGAGGUUUUUUACGCCUAGCGAUAAGCGUAAACCACCGAAACUCCGAGAGGUACAUGAAGAAAAACACAAAGUCAACAACGAUGAGCAGAACGAUCAAGAGGCGCGGGAGAAGCACGCGACAGCCAGAGGGAAUAAAUCCACCCGUCAGAACACCAAAAACGAGUGCAAUGGAGUUUCGCAUGACACGCACGAUAGCAGUCACUACGAAACCGCUGAGAGUUCUUUCGAUGACGACGAUGACGAUCGGACGAUGUCUUCGUCUGCCACGGACGCCAGUUUGGGCCCGUCCAUGCCCGCUGACAUCAUGGGGACCCGGAGCAACAUGAAGACGGGCUGCCGCACUAAGCAGAAGGGAUCGAAGAAAACGGCCGACAAUUUCCUUGCGGGCCUGCAGCUGGUGAAGGUAUCGAAGAAAAAGACAAGUCACGAGCCAACUACGAAGAAAGGAAUACUGCGGCGAGACCAUCAGCUUGUCGUACAACGUAUCAAAAAGCUGUUACCGGAACUCCACAGUGCGAACGGCGGCCAAAAGAAGAGUCGGAGAGCUCGAAAUGCCUCACUCUCGUCUGACUCCGCCGUCUCCGAGCCUUCCGAGCUCUCGUACGUGGAAGAAGCCAGCACUUCAAUAAGCGAGGAUCCUCCAGCGUUACCCCCGGGAGCUGUUUCGAAAGACGCGGAGCUCUUCCGAUUGGCACAGUCUCUCGCUCUGAAGAACAUAGGGGCUGAGCUCUUGGACCCUUCGCAACGCUGUCCCGGCUCGAUUCAGUUCGGACCCUACUCCAUUGAGACGUGGUACUCCUCCCCGUAUCCUCAGGAGUAUGCGCGUCUUCCAAAACUGUACCUUUGCGAGUUCUGUUUGAAGUACUGCAAAAGUAAGGACACCCUCAAACGGCACCUGCUCAAAUGUCCAUUACGGCACCCGCCCGGAACUGAAAUCUACCGGCACGAUGACAUAUCGGUCUUCGAAGUGGACGGACAAGCGAACAAGAUCUUCUGUCAACAGCUCUGUCUACUUGCUAAGCUUUUUUUGGACCAUAAAACGCUGUACUACGAUGUCGAGCCGUUCUUGUUUUAUGUGCUGACCACCUGGGAUUCGAAGGGAGCCCAUUUGGUGGGAUACUUCUCAAAAGAAAAACACUGCGCACAGAGGUAUAAUGUCUCCUGCAUCAUGACCAUGCCACAGUAUCAGAGGAGAGGUUUCGGUCGAUUCCUGAUAGACUUUAGUUACCUGCUCAGUCGGACGGAAGGAGUCGCAGGCACACCCGAAAAACCCCUCUCCGACCUCGGACGUGUUUCCUACCAGGCCUAUUGGAGAAGUAGUCUCUUAGAUAGUAUCUCGGAGUUAGAAACUACAAGGAUAAAUUCCCCAUUCCAGAUCUCGAACGAUACGGGCCUCAACGUGCACGACAUUGCUGCCACGUUGGUUUUGCUGGACAUGAUUAAGGAAGACCGAUCUUCUUAUGAACGGAGGAUAUUCUUCUUGGAUAUCGAUGCCGACGUUAUCCUGUCCUAUAUGGAGAAACUCGAGCCCAAGAGGAAGUAUCGUAUACCCUUACAUCCUGAAUCUCUUCGCUGGACGCCUCUGCCAUUCGGAGCCAGCCUGCUCGAAUCAUCGAAGGGUGAUACAACUGGGAAUGAAGAUGCCGCGGAUGUCGAUCCGCGGAGGAAGAAAGUAAAGAAGCGAACCACAAUUGCGAAACCUAGGAUGAAACAACUUCCUCCGAAAAUAGAAGAAGCUGCGAGUUGCGAGGAAACGGAUGUCCCGGCAGACGACGAUGAGUCGACGCUCGGCGCUUCCGAGUCGGCUAAGAGCCGGUCGAGGAAAUCCAAAGAACCCAAAGGCAAGAGGCCUCGAUCGUCUAACAAGCGAGACAUCAAGAGUGAGGUCAAAGAAGAAAUACUUUCAGCGAAUGAGAACGGGGAGGACCCGGAAGAGCCGCAGACCAACAAAAUUUCGCGAACACGAACGCCAAAGCCGAUGGAAGCCGAAGCCGGUCCACGUGGGAAGAAGAAUUCCGUCAGAGGUUUGGUCAAUUCUAAUGAUGAAACCACUAGCGAGGAUGAUUCGUUCAACCAAGCGAGCAAGACCUCUCCGGGAGUCAGAACUCCUCGGAAGCGCAUCAGGAGGAAAACUGCCGCGAGUGAGCCCGGUGAAGAUGAAGUUGACGGUGAUUGCAAUUCCAUGGAGAUUACCGAUGCUUCGAGACUGCAUGCCGAAGUCACGGAGAAACGUGAACUUGUCAGCAGUCCCGAAAUCGUGACGGAGAAGAAAGACGUCGGUGGAGAUUUGUGCUCUCCUCUGAGGAGCAACAGAAAACGUAAACCAUUCGUGGACAGCGCGUCGCCCCCGAAGAGCGCGAAACGGCGAACACACUUUCUCAACGCCGACGGAAACCCCGACGUGAAAGUGAGCGGAGAUAUAAACGCAUCGACUGCUUUAGAAACAUCGACAGACAUCACAGUGGACUCAUCGAAGCAGUCGGAGGCUGACAAGACCGACAUUGACGCGGAAGAGGAAGACGAACUUCUCUUCGGGUCGACAUCAGUUGAGUCAAGACCUCCGGUCGUGAGGAAAUCAGCGGUAGGGAAUGCGAAAGCCAAGAAAAAGGUUCAUGUGAUGAUGCGCACGGCGAAAAGAAGACGGAAGAGGCCUCUGGCGAAUUCUGCUGCUGGCACCGGAAAUGCCCAUGAGGGGCUGAGCGGUAGCACUAGUGUUGGAGAGAAGACGAUUCAUGGCAAAUCGAAUGGCAAAGCUGGCGGUGGUGCAGCCAGGCAGACCCUGAUAUCCUCUUUCGUCGUGCCUUCGCCGAAACUUAUAACAACGCCUAUAGAAACUCCGCUUACAUCAACGCCCUUGAGAAUGGAUCGACCUGUUUCUGAUGCUACUGAGGAUGAUGCCGGAAAGACGCAAGCUGAACGAGUGACUCCACCCGAGGAGAUAACCGAGACCAAGAACGGUCAUCCGGAACCGUCGCUGGCCGAUUCUCCGAUGACCAACGCCCCGACCACCAUGGUCUGCUUGCCGCCCAAGAAAAGCCGUCGGAGACUCCUCGAAGACGCUCUCCUCCGGAGAAAGAGCACAGACAGCAAAGAUAAUAAUCUCGAAGCUGUCCGUCCUGCCUGCAUUGGUCGCAGGACUCGGCAGUCUCUUGAAUUGGAACGCCAGGAUGAACAUCAGGCCAUCGAGGCGAUCAAUCGAGUCACAUCGAAUGGACAGCAGGAGCUCGCAUCGGGAAGGGUUGAUCAGAGCUGCGAUAUCAAGGAGAAGGAUUCGAAUGCUGCUGCAGCUGGGGCCGAAACCAACCACGAUAAUACAUUGCGGAGCACAUUGGAAACUCCACCGAAGAAACCCAUUGACGAGGUCGAAGAACCUCUCCAGCGCAAAAGAAGUCGACCGCCAAAGAAGGACUACAGGUAG